AUGGCCCGAUCACUCGCAGAAGACAAUGCGGUGCCAAGCGGCUGGCGAACAAGACAGCCCGGAUUCGCAAUCUGGAUCCCCAUCGCUCUAUUACGAGGUGCCUUCCAAGGUCUCUUUUACAGUCUCUACUAUAUACCACGGUCCCGUCGACAAGACCCAAACUGGACAUACCGCCAAGCAUGCAUGACCCGCCUCUUAGAGCGGGGAUUCCAAAUCGUCACCGAGCUAGGUUUCACACAAUCUUUAAGUCUUGAGGCGGGAGAACUCGGCGAAAGAUGGGUGACCAUUGAUCCUGCGCCUGCAUCUGUAUAUUCUGGCUCCUUCACCAGCGAUAAUAUCCAGCCCGCCACGGUCGGCGGAACAUGGUAUCCCGAGCUCCCGUCGAAAGAAUCCUUACUAGACGAGCAGGGACUCGUCGUAUUAUCCUUUCACUCUGGCUCACUCCUCUGGCUUACUGGAAGACCGCAGGACUCGGGACCAGCAGCUACACUUCUAAAUAAUAAACUGGGCAACAAUACUCGCUCUUUCUGGCUACAGUACCGUCUUGCAGGAGGGAAUGAUCCAACACCAUACCCCGGCGCAAUGCAGGAUGCGAUAACAUCAUAUAUUUACCUCGUGAAAGAUAUGGGAAUAUCGCCGUCCCGAAUCGUUUUGGCAGGCGACUCUACAGGCUCAACGAUCGCAGUCGCACUUCUACGGUACCUCGUCUCUAUAAAAGAUAUACCAGAUCAUCAGCUCGCUUCAUACCCGCCUCCAAAAGCAUGUUUGCUCUUCUCACCAUCGCUCGAGUAUAGUUUUGAGGGUGAUACCGAUGCAGUGGAGGCACACAGGAAUAUCAAGACAGAUUACUGUUUCGGGAGUAUGAUGGCAUGGGGUGCGAGAGCGAUCGCGCCGCCUGAGACCGUAAGACUUGAUGAUCCGUUUUUGUCGCCGGCUUUGCAUCCGUUUGUUACUCCUGUUCCGAUCUUUGUGCAGGCUGGAGGAGCGGAGGUUCUAUGUGAUAGCGUGAGGGGGUUUGCGACUGCGAUGAGUAGAUUGGGUAAUCGGGUUGAGUAUCUUGAGGUGCCGGGUGUGCCGCAUGAUAUUUACGUUGUUGGGACUAUGUUGGGAUGGCCUAGGGAGCAGGUUGAGAUUCAUGAGGCUGCUGCAAAGUUUGUGUCACAAUUAGAUGUUGGUCUUUGCAUACCUGACGUAGCUAAGUAG
Penicillium angulare is the source of this 1203-nucleotide messenger RNA. Its product is annotated as Alpha/beta hydrolase fold-3. The record is from RefSeq and is a predicted model, not a curated record. The transcript has a single exon. The coding region runs from base 1 to 1203 and encodes 400 amino acids. NCBI's taxonomy places the organism in Eukaryota, Fungi, Ascomycota, Eurotiomycetes, Eurotiales, Aspergillaceae. Gene Ontology annotation, molecular function: hydrolase activity.